ACCGUUGACUUUAAUUAAGCUGCUCUGAUUUACAUUUACAGCUGAAAAUCUGGUCCUGAAUUUACUAGGUACUUUUUUUUUUUUAUUCUGGCCAGUGUUUUCAUUAUAAUCCCUCUGUAUAUUGUUUAUUCCAGAUUCUUUAAAUCCUAUUCAGUAUUGGUCUCCCAUAAUGUUUCCAUUUACUUCCCUUCCCAUCUUCAGGUUUUCUUAGCAGUCAAGAUCAUGCAAGAUAAGCACAGUGGGUCUCUUGAGAGAUUACAUGCCAGCAGAGUCAGCAGUACUGUACAUACCCAUGCCCUUGUUCUGCAGUGCUCCUUUUGUCUCAUCAUUAUUUAUUUAACCUGCGUGCCCCGUGCUCAUUCUGUGCCUCUCAGUUUACACGGCUGUGAUAACGUGGUGAUCGUGUGGAACGUGGGCACGGCCGAGGAGCUGUACCGCCUGGACAGCAUGCACCCCGACCUCAUCUACAACGUCAGCUGGAGCCACAACGGGAGCCUCUUCUGCUCCGCCUGCAAGGACAAGAGCGUGCGCAUCAUGGAUCCCCGCCAAGGGGUGGUCGUGGCGGAGAAGGAGCGUGCGCACGAGGGAGCGCGGCCCAUGCGUGCCAUCUUCCUGGCUGAUGGCAAGAUCUUCACCACAGGCUUCAGCCGCAUGAGCGAGCGGCAGCUGGCGCUCUGGGACCCGGAGAUGAUUAAGAAAGAACUCUGGGACUCUCUCUCCAGUACCAUACGGCUCCAGGCCAUGGCCAUCAUUAUCGAACUGAGAUGCUGA
Malaclemys terrapin pileata is the source of this 771-nucleotide messenger RNA. Its product is annotated as coronin-1B-like. Lineage: Eukaryota; Metazoa; Chordata; Testudines; Emydidae. Gene Ontology annotation, molecular function: actin filament binding. Gene Ontology annotation, biological process: actin filament organization; cell migration. The record is from RefSeq and is a predicted model, not a curated record. Bases 223 to 771 code for a protein of 182 amino acids. The transcript is spliced from 5 exons.